AAUCGGUCUCCAUUGCCUUUCGCCUCUUGAUCCUAUUUCUCUCCACCGUCUUUAUGUACCAGAGACUACUGCUCAAUCUCUAUCCCAACUUUCUACUCAACUAACCGCUUGCAACUUCAACACAAUACUCGAGCUAAAAAACUCACUUCAAAUUUUCCUUUCCUUACUUUCUCUAAGUCUUUUAGUCACAUAUUUCAGGACCAUAAAAGAGGAAACAUAAUGCUAUUCAUGGGGUUAAGUGUGCAGUCUGUGUUGGAUUUGGUAGUGGCAGGGAUUUCUUUGAUGAUUGGUUUUGGCAUUUUUGCUUUCAUUGCUUCCAUUCUAUGCUCGAUCGCUUUCUUGCACAACGCCAAGGCCAUUUCUUGAUCCAUAUGUGGAGGUCCAUAUUCUUCGCCAACAAUUGUCACUUUAUUUGUAGAAACAAUGGUGGGUAUUAAUCCGAAUUUUGUUAUAGGACUAAAAAAAUUGCUGUGAUCAUGUCUUGAACUCAAUUGGUUUUGGAUCCUAAUGUUUGUCUCAAUUAGAAUUUUCUAUGACCAAUGUAUGACUUAUUGAAUCUAGUACAUGUAUUCUCCGUUAGUUUUAGUGAAAUCUUUUGUCAUCUUUCCUCAAGCAUGUAAUCAAUUUUUGCUUGGGCUCUCUGACAUUACUGUUAUGUUGAUUUUUCAUCUGUCCAAUCUGAAUUUGAAUUAGAGGUAAUCAUGAAUACAAAGUUAGCUAAGACUAUGUUUUGCAAAUUUUUUGAGUCUAUAAGCAUUUUUCAGUUCUCAGUCUCACCCUCCUCCAUACUUUCUUGUAGUGAUCAUGCAUAUUCACCACAGUACCCGUCUGUUUAAAUUUCUCAGUGAAGCUUAUUGUGGAUUAUCAGCCGUGUGAUUUUCAUAUGCAGUGUAUACUUUACAUGCAUUUCCUAACAAUUAUUUUUGUUUUCACAAUAUACAACAUUGAU
Messenger RNA from Pistacia vera, 949 nucleotides. RefSeq lists its product as uncharacterized. The transcript is spliced from 2 exons. The record is from RefSeq and is a predicted model, not a curated record. Lineage: Eukaryota; Viridiplantae; Streptophyta; Magnoliopsida; Sapindales; Anacardiaceae. Bases 220 to 366 code for a protein of 48 amino acids.